Messenger RNA from Caenorhabditis sp. 36 PRJEB53466, 378 nucleotides. NCBI's taxonomy places the organism in Eukaryota, Metazoa, Nematoda, Chromadorea, Rhabditida, Rhabditidae. The record is from the annotation of a GenBank genome assembly.
AUGGCGACAACCGCUCAGUCCACUCAAGGAAGCUCGUCUGUGGCCGCCGCACCAGUCGGAUCCUCGGCCGCCAUUCCGCCUACGGCCAAAGCCACCACCAUCUCUUCCGCCAACCAAGCAGGACCGGCGGGUCUCUGGAACUCGGCUCGGCAGUUCUUCUCGCUCACCGCACCCAAAAUUGGAAAAGGUAAGCUGCGCAAUGCUCUUUUUAAGGGAAAACUUAGGAAAAUAGUGUUUUUUUACAUGAAUAAUGUUUUGUUUGCAGACGGCGACUUCUCGUUCCAGUACCUGACGUCUCCACAACGCGCGAAGCCGGCGGCGACCGUGAAUGCCGACAACUUCUACAUGUACGCGUGCGGAUCGCUGAACAUGCCCUGA